AGAUUAAAUCCUUUAAAAUCAGGACACAAUGGCAGACAAAGAUUAUGCGCCAUUAAGUACUGCAUGUGUACGGGCCCUAAAUGAUCGUAUGUACGAGAGAAGAAAAGCAGCAGCGCUUGAAAUUGAGAAAAUGGUUAAAGAUUUUGUUACAGUACAGAAUAUUACACAAAUCAAGAAAUUGCUGAAGGUGUUGGGCUCUGAAUUUGCAAAAUCACAAAACCCGCAUAUGCGCAAAGGCGGACUUAUCGGUCUCGCCGCUAUGGCAAUUGGAUUAGGGAAGGAUAGCGGAAAAUAUACAGAGGAGUUGAUAUCUCCUAUUCUUAGUUGUCUAGCAGACUCAGAUAGCAGGGUUCGAUACUAUGCCUGUGAGAGUUUAUAUAACGUUGUAAAGGUUCUUCGUGAGAAUAUCAUUCCACAUUUUAACGACAUUUUCUCAGCCAUCAGUAAGCUAGUAGCAGACCCUGAUCAAACUGUAAAAAAUGGAUCAGAGCUCUUGGACAGACUUCUUAAAGAUAUUGUGACGGAGAAGUCAAGUUUUGAAAUAGAAAGUUUUAUCCCCGUAUUGAGAGAACGUAUGUACGCUAAAGACAGGUCAGAAUUAAUGUCUAAAUAUCUGCCGGAGUUUUUAGAUCCUCUCUUCUCAAUACUGGACGAUUCAAGUCCAGAGAUUUCAACGAUGUGCGAGAAUCAGCUCGGCGAGUUCUUGGAUAACAUUAAAAAGAACCCUGGAAAUGUGGAUUUCCCUGCAAUGAUUAACAUACUCAUUCUUCAUUCACAGUCCAACAAUGUUCUGCUGCAAAUGAUGGCAAUAACUUGGAUACAGGAGUUUGUAUCUCUAGCAGGGAUGGAUAUGCUUCCCUAUACUUCAGGUAUAUUGAACUCCGUGCUUCCAUGUCUCGCUUAUGAAACAGAAAACCUUAAAACAGUCAGAGAAAUCUCGCGUGGUGUGAAUGAAAAUCUGAUGAAGCUUAUUGAAAAACCGUCCAAAAAUCAGGUUGAACCUAGUAAAUCCGGUCAGCUUGACCUAGAAGAUACUAUUGGAGUUCUAAUUAAACAAUUGCAGAAUAGUUCUCAUCAGUCUAAGGUUGCUCCCUUAAAAUGGUUCUUCCAUCUUUUCAUUCAGAUUCCUGAACAAAUGUUUGAUCACGUGAGUCUAGUUACCCCUGUUCUUCUUCAGACAUUGUCAGAUCACAGUGAUGAAGUUGUAAUACUGGAUCUUGAUGUUCUGGCUAAGAUUUCGUCCUACCAUGCUGACCCGACCAGUAGCACAACAUCCAUACAUUUUAAACAGUUUAUCAAGAGUUUAUUAAAACUAUUCAACGCUGACAGAGUUCUGCUAGAAAAUAAGGGGUCCUUCAUUAUUCGUCAACUUUGUGUGCUACUUAGAGCAGAAGAUAUCUACAAGUCCUUGUCUGAGUUGCUAGUGCUGGAAGAUAAUCUGAAGUUUUCUCGGCUCAUGGUAGAAACCCUCUCCACCAUUCUUCUUACCUCCAGUGAACUUUUUGAUCUCAGGACUAAUCUAAAGGAGCUGAACUCUAAGGAGAGCUGCCAAUUGUUUUGUUGUCUAUAUCAAACCUGGUCCCAUAGUCAGAUUGCAACAAUCUCUCUGUGCCUUCUUGCUGGUUGUUAUUCUCAUACAGUUGAUCUUAUUCAUAUAGUUGGGGAGCAGGAAGUUACGGUGGAGAUGCUCUCAGAACUAGAUCGUUUAAUUCAACUCAUAGAAUCUCCAAUAUUUACAUUUCUAAGAAUGGAGUUGCUGAGUGGGGACAAAGAUUUAAUCAGUGCACUGUACGGACUUCUCAUGCUUUUACCUCAGAGUGAGGCUUUCAGGCUCAUCCAGAACAGAUUAGCGUGUGUACCUCAUAUUGAGAUCAAUGCUGGGAAAAUAACACGAGGGCGGAGUACAAAAUAUAUUGAUGAAAUCGAUUUCAAUAGUUUGCUUGAACACUUUCAGGAGAUUAGCAUGAAACAUCAUAUGGCGCGAAGGAAAGCUAAAACCUCGAAGCUAAUGGCUAAAAGUUCAGCAUAAAACUAUUCAACAAUCUGUAUUCUACAAUCCUAUGUUUUUCAGUUCUAU
Molecule: messenger RNA, 2077 nt
Organism: Eurytemora carolleeae
Lineage: Eukaryota; Metazoa; Arthropoda; Copepoda; Calanoida; Temoridae
Product: protein VAC14 homolog
Exons: 30
Coding region: 29-2029 (666 amino acids)
Biological process (GO): positive regulation of kinase activity; phosphatidylinositol biosynthetic process
Cellular component (GO): endosome membrane; PAS complex
Source: RefSeq, a predicted model, not a curated record